This is a messenger RNA of Paraphaeosphaeria sporulosa, 380 nucleotides long. RefSeq lists its product as uncharacterized. The record is from RefSeq and is a predicted model, not a curated record. The transcript has 2 exons. Lineage: Eukaryota; Fungi; Ascomycota; Dothideomycetes; Pleosporales; Didymosphaeriaceae. The coding region runs from base 12 to 257 and encodes 81 amino acids.
GAUGAGCACGGAUGGAGAUCAAGGAAUACGGCGGACGUGCUGUAUGUUUGUGUGGAUCCCGGGAACGUGAGGACGACACUGCCGGCGUCGGUGCGUAUAUCGAGCUCUUUGCGGACAUCGCUCCGAGUGUGGAAGACGGCGAUUUUGUGAUUCCGCCGGGGAGGAAAGGAAAUGUAUCUUCUGAGCACAUUCAUGCGAGCACAGUCGCGAAGGAGGGCAAGGGAAACAGCGUCAGCGCACAGUUUUACGAGUGGUGAGAGGAGCAGGUCAGAAACUUGAUGUGAGAGCCGUGCUGCUAGCUAGGAGGACUCUGUUACGACUGCCUGUCUUGUCGCUCGUGUCCCGUGUUCAUCUAUGGAUGUGUGUGCACUGCUCAGUGG